This is a messenger RNA of Gigantopelta aegis, 3037 nucleotides long. RefSeq names its product beta-1,4-galactosyltransferase galt-1-like. The coding region runs from base 356 to 1687 and encodes 443 amino acids. The transcript has a single exon. The record is from RefSeq and is a predicted model, not a curated record. Lineage: Eukaryota; Metazoa; Mollusca; Gastropoda; Neomphalida; Peltospiridae.
UAUAUUUUAUUAAAUGAUAAAUUUAUGUCUAUGUGUUAAUUAUAUUUUCGUAGAUGCUAUAUCGUAGGCCAUAUGCAAUUAAUAUAUAAAAAUUAAAAAUUGUAUUUAAAAUAUCAUUCAUAUUUGGCCACGACGUUACUAUAUCAUGUCAUAAUUAUCGCCCCUUCUCGGAAUCCCUAGAUCAAAGAACAACUGCCACGCUAUCUUGAAUACACGUGCACGAAAAACUUGGAAUGCAGUAGGUCGUGUGUCAAAGGUCAGGACAAAGGGAGAGCACUAGGCUCUACAAGGUACAUAUUGACACGGUCACAAUGCAAGCUAAUAACAAAUAACUCCGAACUUCGAACAUCAGGCAAUGAAUUCGAGGCAGAAGCAAAGGUUUCUUUUGAUAGUUUUCUUUAUUUAUUGUGUUACAACAUUUUUAAUUCUUUUUUUAAUUCAACAAAAUCUAUCUGUAGAGCAAAACACUCAUUUCGGCUACGAAAAGUCAUGGCAACAUGAACUUAAAGAGUUACUGUCCUUUCCAUAUGUGUCUUCGUGCCGUUGGAAGAAAGGUUACAAACGUUUGUCAGAAAAGAUGCUUGUAAAAUUAUCGGACGAUGUUAUAAUGUAUUCUGCAUACCAGGACAACAGAACGGGAACACCACUGGUUAGAAUAAUGUCGGCUUUGAUGGACGGUGCAGACAUAUCUCAAUUGUCAUUGUGGUGUCAUUUCAGCGAUGAUGAAAAUAUUAGCCUAAACUCUUAUUCUUCGUCGCGUAUUUCAUUUUACGAAAUGUGUGAAAAUCAUUUAAAACCCUAUGGCGGCUGGAUUUUAUCAUGUGAGCUUCCAAGCAAUAUGUACGAAGGGCGCCAGCCAUGUUUUGUGUCGGUUAAAAGCGAAACGCUUGGUAACACUGCCACGUUACCCAUUCUGAGAACCGAACCCCUCGAGUCGAAUAAACAAAUAGAAUUUGCAGUUUGUGUCCCACCACUGUUUGGUGAUGUCUCAAAGGAGACAAUAAUUCAGUUCGUUGAGAUGGUACAGCAACUUGGUGCCAGUCAGAUUGUGUUCUAUAAUCAUUCAGUGACCCGGAACGUCGAUAAUGUUCUCAACUAUUAUACAUCUAACUAUAUCGUGUCGGUGCUGCCUUGGACUCUUUCUCUACCGCCCGCCAGUAUAUGGUAUAACGGACAAUCCAUCGCCAUGAACGAUUGCAUGUAUAGACAUAUGACCACCAUCCAAAACAUCAUCUUUAUGGAUUUAGACGAGUUUCUCAUACCACACAGCCCCAAAGCCACCACGUGGGGCGACAUUGUGAACGAAGUUAAACAUGACAAUGUCUGCGGCUAUUCUUUCAAGAGUGCCGCUUUUUCCAUCACAUCCUAUGGAAAACAGAUGGACUCUUCUCCCCUAAUUGCUAACCUUACGACCAGGAACGUCUUCAGCAUGUACAGAAAUAAGGUUUUGGUGCAGCCUUACAAAGUUUUGGAGAUUGGAAUUCAUCACGUAAGUCGACCGUGGCCGGAUGAGAAAAGAUAUACGGUUCACAACGUCGACCCCAUCAUUGCGUUCAUACAUCAUUACAGAGAUUGCAGCCAGAUACAUGAGUGCGGGGGCAGAGUGGAGGAUAGGACUUUGGUGGAUAAAUAUGCUGAACAGCUGAAGAAGAAUUUUCACAAGGUUUAUAGCGAUUCUGGAGAAUAAUAUACAUAUAAUGUUUACAUAAUUUUGUUGGUCACUAUUGAAACAGUUCCCGUUUUGUUUGUUUAUUUGUAGACUUGUUAAUAUGAUGAAUGUUUUCCCAUUAUCGUACGUAGUUUUGACGAAAGACAUUAAUUGGUUUUUAAAAAAUAAUUUGAUUUUGUUUUUAAGUUAUAUUAUACUUUGUCGUAUUUGUUGAAGGCAAGUUGUAUAUUAAUUAGUAUACAGUUUAAUGUUACCGUUUACAAAAAUGGGGGAAAAAAGGUCACAUUAAAAAAAGAAGUGUUGCUUGAUGCUAUUUAAGUUAAUGAGAUAUAAUUUAUUAUAGUUUAUCGGUACACGUGGUUCAAUAGUUAGGAAUUUCAGAACGUGUGGUUUGGGGCCAAGAUAUAAGAAUCAAUAAUUUAAAAUUAAAAUUACUUUUGAACAAUGAAUACAUAUAGAAUACUAAACGAGCUUGCCCGUAUUACCAUUUUUUAUGAAAUUAGUAAACAGUUUUGCUUUCGGAUGUCAGAUACGAACACUUCACGGGUUUCAUGAAAAUGGUAUGACAGGUAAGCUAGUUUAGUAUUUUAUUUAUUAUAAACCAACUGCAAACAAGCCACAACGCAGAAGUAAGCAGAUGUCGGGACCUACUACACGUUAUUUUUCUACGAAUAUAUUGGGUCAGCAAGUGAUUACGUCACGCUCACGUCACGCCAAUAUUACACUAGUUAGAUACUGAGCGAUUGUUAUGGCAUGGGCAAUAUCUUACGCUGGUGUGUAAUAAAAUUGGAUCUGUUAUACCUGGAGUGUUAACUAUGCACAGGGCUGGGCAUAGCUAGGAACAGGUUUAAAUUACGAACACAGGGUCGUGCGCUGGAAAUUUUGCACGGGUGGGGGGGGGGUCGAGGUGUCUGGCGAAGCCGUGGCGGGGGGGGGGGGCAAAAAUCGGGAUAUGAAAAAAAAUUCGCCUUGAGCAGGGGGGUUUCGACCCCCCCCCCCCCCCCCCCCCCCCGCGCACGCGCCUGGAACAAAGUGUCAUUUUCGUGUAACUGGAGAAGACCGUACAUACUAUAGCUGCGUUCACACUUACAAGUUAAACUAGUUUGAUUAUACGGGAUUAGCUAAAACACGUGUUAUUGCUAUACCGGUAUAAGGCGGACGUUUAGCUAUCCGCACUUGCGCAAAACAUCGAAACAACAAUAGACGAGACUGUUAGGCCGUUGACAACGCACUUAGGUCUCAUUCAUCACUAUAGUUCCUAAUUGUGACACAUGUUAUGGUUCACAUAUUCACUUCUAGGAAAUGGUGAAGAAUUAAAACAAUAUGUAUGUUUAAUGGUAAGCUUUCUGGCUGUAUUUUGCCCAUGUU